Thunnus maccoyii (southern bluefin tuna) is the source of this 2365-nucleotide messenger RNA. RefSeq names its product tyrosinase-related protein 1b (gene tyrp1b). Bases 564 to 2303 code for a protein of 579 amino acids. Gene Ontology annotation, cellular component: melanosome. Gene Ontology annotation, molecular function: oxidoreductase activity. Gene Ontology annotation, biological process: melanosome organization; melanocyte differentiation. The record is from RefSeq and is a predicted model, not a curated record. Lineage: Eukaryota; Metazoa; Chordata; Actinopteri; Scombriformes; Scombridae. The transcript is spliced from 8 exons.
AUAACGUAUAAUUAAGCCAAAUUACAGAAUGAAAAAGGUUUUAUUAAGACAGGAUCUACAUAACAGUCUGUGCUGCACCUGUGUGUUGAGUAUUAUGGUUGACUGGUGCAUUCAGUCAUUCAUAAUAUGAAGAAUCUCUGCAAAACUGCAAAGUGUGAAACUGCUUUACUUCUCUCGGUAGGUUGUUAUCCCUGUUUUGUUGUAAAAUAAUUGCUCCUGCCAAAUUAGUCGCUCCGUCAUUCAUUCCUAAUCAACAAGCUUCAAAAGACAACAAAAUCUAAGUCUAAAAAGGUUGAAAGUAGUUGUGAACUUGUAAGAGUUGAAAGCUAAUGGCUUUGUGAAUUAUGAAUAAUGACUGGCGCUGCCUGCAGGGGCGUGUAAGAAGGGACGUUUCAGAAUAAUGUUAAGACAAUUGGCUUUAACAAGAGAACACAAAGUGAGUGUGUUGCUCUUGAGCUUCUUAAGUGUAUUGAAUUUUUUUUUUGUCUUCAUCUCAUCCAGUGUGUGCUGGGAUCGGCUCCAGCACCUUACAACUAUGAACAUGAUAAGUGGUUUAGAGAAGGAUGGCUGGAUGGAUGUUAAACUAUAAUUGUUGCCCUUUAGAACAUGUCUCCUGUCUCUCUGUGUUUCUAAAUGUCUUACUUUAUGCUUACCCUAUUUUCCCAUCUAAAUCUCCUCGUGUCCCUAAAUGUUCCUUCCUUCUGGAUUUUGGCAGCAUGUGGAGAGUGAGUCUCCUGGUGGUGAUGUUGUGUGCCACACUAACUCUGGCCCAGUUCCCUCGGGAGUGCAUCACUCCCGCGGGGCUGCAGAGCGGCCAGUGCUGCCCGUCCCCUACAGGGGCUGUGGGGGAUGAGUGUGGCUCCAGCACAGGAAGGGGGCAGUGCGUGACCAUUGCGGCAGACAACCGGCGCCACGGACCCCAGUACCCUUAUGCUGGGCGGGAUGACAGAGAGAGGUGGCCGCUGCGAUUCUUCAACCGUACUUGCCAGUGUAAUGGGAAUUUCAGUGGCUACAACUGUGGGCGAUGUCGACAUGGGCUGACUGGACCGAACUGUGAUCAGAGGAUCUCUGUGGUAAGGAGGAAUAUCAUGCAGAUGAGUACAGCUGAGAAGCAGGCGUUUGUCAACGCUUUGGACCAAGCUAAAAGGACUGUCCACCCUGACCUGGUCAUCUGUACAAGACGGUACCAGGAGGUACUUGGGCCUGAUGGCAACACCCCCCAGUUUGAGAACAUCACCAUUUACAACUACUUUGUUUGGACUCACUACUACUCUGUCAGUAAAACCUACCUGGGGCCGGGCCAGGCCAGCUUUGGAGGUGUAGACUUUUCCCACGAGGGCCCGGGUUUCGUCACCUGGCACCGUUUCCACCUUCUGCAACUCGAAAGAGACAUGCAGGACAUGCUGGGUGACCCCACCUUCGCCCUGCCCUACUGGAACUUCGCCAUCGGAGGCAGCGAGUGUGACAUCUGCACCGACGACCUGCUGGGAGCCAGGAGCUCCUUCGACCUGAACUCCAUCAGCUCCAACUCUGUGUUCUCCCAGUGGAGGGUCAUCUGUGAGAGCGUGGACGACUACGACACUUUGGGCACCAUCUGCAACAACACAGAGACUAGUCCUAUCAGGAGGAACCCAGCGGGUAACGUGGCACGGCCCAUGGUGCAGAGGCUUCCAGAGCCCCAGGAUGUGUUGGACUGUCUGGAGCUCAACGCUUUCGACACUCCCCCUUACUACUCCACCUCCUCUGAGAGCUUCAGAAACACCAUUGAAGGCUACAGCGCCCCCCAGGGGAUGUAUGACCCCGUCAUCCGCAGCCUCCACAACCUAGCCCACCUCUUCCUUAAUGGGACAGGCGGACAGACUCACCUCUCCCCCAACGAUCCCAUCUUUGUCCUGCUGCACACCUUCACUGAUGCUAUCUUUGAUGAGUGGCUUGGCAGGCACCAACCAGGUGAAGUAGUUUACCCUGAGGAGAACGCUCCUAUUGGGCACAACCGCAGGUUCAACAUGGUUCCUUUCUGGCCUCCUGUCACCAACGCAGAGAUGUUUGUCUCUGCCCCAGAAAACUUGGGAUACUCCUAUGAGGUUCAGUGGCCUGCCCGUGCCUACACACUGUCUGAGAUCAUCACCAUAGCCGUUGUUGCCGCGGUGCUGGUUGUGGCGGUGGUGGGUGGUGUCAUUGCCUGUGCCGUGCGAGCCCGGUCUUACCGCUCCGCUGAGGCCCUGGAGCCGCUACUGGGAGAGACUUUCCGACGGUACUCAGAGGAUGACCGGAGGUUGGAUAAAUCACAGUCUGUUGUCUAAAUCAACGCUUCUCUCUCGAGAGAGGCCUUAAAAUUUUCAUGCAUUUGUUUUGCUUUUUUUUA